AUGGCUCUGCCGGAGGAGGAUGUCCAUAUGAUCAUCAAGCAGGUGCUCGACGAGACGGUCGGUGCGAACGCGACGUACACGCACAAAGAUAGUGUUCAAUGGAAUCAGAAGGCCGUCGAACAGAUCACGAAGAAGCUUGUGGCCGCAGGCAAACCAUACAAAUACGUCGUCACCUCGUCAUUCCUGCAGAUCUCAAGUGGUUCGGGACUCAACGUUAGCACCAUAUCCUACUGGAAUAAGAUUACGGAUUCCUCCUACAUGUAUCGAUGGGAAGCGAAGACAAUGCUGGCAAUCGUCUACGUGUUCGCCAUCGCUAUCUGA
Messenger RNA from Caenorhabditis briggsae, 321 nucleotides. It is a transcript of the gene Cbr-dylt-1, whose product is annotated as Protein CBR-DYLT-1. Gene Ontology annotation, cellular component: cytoplasmic dynein complex; cytoplasm. Gene Ontology annotation, biological process: microtubule-based movement. Bases 1 to 321 code for a protein of 106 amino acids. Gene Ontology annotation, molecular function: dynein intermediate chain binding. The transcript has 2 exons. NCBI's taxonomy places the organism in Eukaryota, Metazoa, Nematoda, Chromadorea, Rhabditida, Rhabditidae. The record is from RefSeq and is a predicted model, not a curated record.